Molecule: messenger RNA, 777 nt
Organism: Aspergillus japonicus CBS 114.51
Lineage: Eukaryota; Fungi; Ascomycota; Eurotiomycetes; Eurotiales; Aspergillaceae
Exons: 1
Coding region: 1-777 (258 amino acids)
Source: RefSeq, a predicted model, not a curated record
AUGCGGUGCUGCCUAUUCAUCAAAGUGGGCGCAUGGAUCGACGCCAAGAAAGAGGUCUUCCACGAGCAUCGCGGAAACUUCCACGAGGCGCAGGGCGCGCGCCUGCGACUGUUCGCCUGGGACAUAGCAGCCCGCAAAUUUGAUACUGCAUCCGAACAGCAGCAGGCAGUCCAUCUCUGGCGCAGCAUGAGAUCCCUCAUCCAAAACGACAACGACCUCAAUCUCGCGAUCCAACACGAGGCAGCCCUGCAGCACAAACAUAAAGCUCUGGACGCAAGGCUCCAGCAUCUCGUCGCCACCAGCCACGUCGGUCCCGGGCCCAUUUUCUCGGCCAUGUCCCAGCUGCAGGCCCUCGAGAUCCAGCUGCGCACGGUCCACGCGGAGAUCUGGCAGCUCGACCGGACGGCGCACCGGAUCCUGCGCGGAUUCCCCGCCGGCUUUGGGCCGGUCAAACGUGGGGUGUGCGCCAACCGGGCCAGGACGGAUUGGCAUAUGACGGAGUCUCUGCAGGAGGACUGCGCGGGCCGCGGCGGGUGCUGCGGGCGCGGGUGCGGCUGUUGCGCGAGACCGCGGAGUGCGCACCGGGCGAAGCAGGGCCAUUGCACCGCGGCCUGUGCGUGCUGUGAGCGGGCCCGUGGCUUUGCAGUAGACAGGCAUGUCCGCUGGGAGCCGGUUCGUUUGCCAGCUUUGGAAGGUGCUGAAUGGAUCACGGGGGACAUGCUGCAGCUGUUCGUCGCCUAUGCGUUUGGGCUGACCGUGGAGGAUGAAUGGCUUUGA